Molecule: messenger RNA, 3703 nt
Organism: Aureobasidium pullulans EXF-150
Lineage: Eukaryota; Fungi; Ascomycota; Dothideomycetes; Dothideales; Saccotheciaceae
Product: ankyrin repeat protein nuc-2
Exons: 10
Coding region: 375-3470 (1031 amino acids)
Biological process (GO): glycerophospholipid catabolic process
Molecular function (GO): glycerophosphocholine phosphodiesterase activity; protein binding
Source: RefSeq, a predicted model, not a curated record
UGUGCUUUCUCCAACCUCUGAACGUGGUGAGGACAGGAUAAUCCAGAGAACGAUCCACAUAGUGAUUAUUAGGUUGGCGGCAUUUGCCAAUGCUUAUCAGAGGCCCCUCUCAACAGCCGUCGGCAAGCUGCUACGUGUACGCGAUACUCAUCUGACGCCCUUUUCCGACCGCAAACACGAACAAUCUCGCCCGGACCCAUAUGUCAUAAGGAUUAAAGUCCAAAUAAGAGUCGAGCCCGUCUCUCAUCAACACAGUUCGCGUCGCUUGUUUGCCAAUCAAGUUCAAGCAAUCUUGACAGCAUAGCUGUUCGUCAGCCCCUCCACGCCACUAUUAUAGAACGCCGACAACAUCACGCCCGCUCAACUCACUCAAGAUGAAGUUCGGCAAGCACAUCCAGAAAAGGCAGCUGGAUAUCCCAGAAUAUGCCGCCAGCUUCGUUGACUACAAAGCUCUCAAGAAGUUGAUCAAGAAGCUCAGUGCAACGCCCAUUAUUCAUGCACAAGACCUCACACAUUCCGGGAGCGGCCUUGCGGACUCUCAAGCUUCUCUCCAAGCCAACAAGGCCACCUUCUUCUUCCGCCUGGAACGUGAGCUUGAGAAAGUCAACAUCUUCUAUCUGCAGAAAGAGGCCGAGCUCAAGUUACGGUUGAAGACGUUGGCAGACAGAAAGAAGUCAUUACAGGCACGCGGUCUGUCUGCUUCAAAACUUUCCACCGUCUUUGUUACCCUCGACGAAGGCUUCCGGUUGUUCAACAGUGAUCUCGAUAAGCUACAGCAAUUCAUCGAGAUCAAUCAAACGGCCUUUUCGAAGAUCCUCAAGAAGUGGGACAAAACAUCAAAAUCACGUACGAAGGAGCUGUAUCUCUCAAGAGCUGUAGAGAUCCAGCCUUGCUUCAAUCGAGAUGUCAUCAGAGAUCUUUCUGAUCAAGCUACCUCGAGUCUGCUCGAACUUGGUGCGUGGGCCGAGGGCGAGAAGAUUGAAUAUGUUCCCAGUGGCGACCAACAGCAAAGGCCUCAAGCAGGAGCGCAAGAAGAUAACGACAUCGAGAUGCAGAUGCAACAGGCGGUCAACACUGGCAACGUGACACUAAUCAUGGAAUGGAUCUCAAGACUUGGAUCUACAGAUGAAGCACGAGAGCGUGUCAACCGCAUCUUCCUCAGUACAGUCAACGACGCACCGCUCGAAAUGCAGAAGACUUUACUGGAGACGAAUCUGGUCGACCUAAGCUACGUGGAUGAGAUUAACGAACGUACUUGUUUACACGAGCUGGCAAUCUCAGGAAGAGUACACAGUCUGACGAUGGUUCUUGAGCGUGGAGCAAAUACCACCGCAACAGAUAUCUACGGCCGUAUUCCGCUGCAUUACGCCUGUAUGCGUGGUCAUGUAGAGGUGAUCAAGGAUCUGGUCAAAUACGAUUCGGCUCACUCAAUGCAGGGUAUUGAAAGCACUUCCCCGAAUGCCGCACCUGUUGCCGAAAGUGUCGACUACAAGGACUUGGACAACUUCACACCCCUGAUCCAUGGCAUCGUCCAUGCUCGUUUUGCCGCGGUGCAAGCAGUCCUGGAACUGGGAGCUCGUGUCGACCCAAGUGGCGAGGCUGAUCACAUUCCUAUCAACCUUGCUUGUCAGUAUGGUUCGGUCGCGAUCGUCGAUCUCCUUCUACAAUACCACCCACAAAUUUUGCCAGACGCCGAGGGUCUGUACCCGCAGCAUCUUGUUCCUAGAUCAGGCCGCAGCCCGCAGAUUCUGGAGAUGCUGAAAAACUACGGAGCCAAUCUGGAUCAGCCGGACAAGCUGUACCAAUGGACUCCGCUCUUCCAUGCUGCGAGCGAAGGCCACCUCUCAUGCCUUCAAUCGCUACUUGAGCUGGGUGUAGACGUUGAUGCGCUGGACGAGAAAGAUCUUUCUGCCAUGUACUACGCUGCAUGGGAGGGUCAUCUUGACUGUCUGCGACUGCUAGAGAAAGCAGGACAUGGCAGAGGCAUCGCUCGUGAGGAGCCAGCGGCAGCCCCUGCCACUUUCCAGUCCAUCCUCAGUUCAAGCGCACCGAUUCCCGCAAGCGCCGACAUGGAAGCUAUUCCCGAUCUCUCUUUGCCUCCGCCCAUCAUUCCUCUCAGACGCUACGGACACAACUUCCUUGACACUACAAAAACAUUCAUCGUCAUCAGCUUUGAUUCACAAGAUUCGGAUGCAAUUGAAUUCUACGGCGAUAACAAGUACCCUGCUGCGAGAUUGACGAUAUCAUCCAAGUCUUCAGAUCUCAUCCCACGCAACAUUCCCCUACCGAUACAAGACGAAUUCAAGGUCAUCUCGUUCCAAAUCGACAACCUCGAUACCUUCUCAAUCGAUUUCGACAUUUUCCCAACUUUCGGCUCAAAGGUAAUUGCUAGAGGCGCAGCAUCAUCGCUUGUGUUCUCUAGUAGAUACAGCAGCUCUGGCAACUGGCACUUGGAGCUGUUUGACCCCAGGCUCCGAGCUAUCGGCCGUAUCAGCUUCAAGUACCAGGUGGUCACGCCAUUCCAUGGAAUCCCUAUGGAGAUUACACAAUUCGCUACCUACUGGAAGGCGACAAGCCAGAUCAGCUCGCAGCCAAACGCGCUGAUCACCGGCUCAAGUUUGAGUGGAGACUACAUGCGUAUCUUUGUACAGGCAACCAAGGACGGCGUGCCAGUCCUCUACCCCUCAUGGGCCAUUCCAUCGACGCUCGCCUCAUACGGUGUGAGGAACGACCUGAUUAGUCGAUUGACUUACGAGCAGUUUUCCGCAAUUGGCAAAGCAAACGGCAAAGGACCUGAAAGCUUGAGGGCUCUGCUUCAAUCACAUCCUGACCAAUUGGCAAAGAGACUCGCGACGUCCUGGACCUCCCUACAUGACGUUCUUGAGAUUCUGCCUCCACAGAUGCACCUGGACGUGCACAUGCUCUUCCCAACCAAGGCGGAAGAAGAGCUAUUGCAACUCGGACCAACAGGCAAUAUCAAUGAGUUUGUGGAUGCCUCGUUGAAGGAGGUAUUCGACCACGCCAGCCGACUGAGAGGAGCCAACGAAGGAUUCAUCAGAUCAAUCGUCUUCUCGUCGUAUAAUGCAAACAUCUGCACAGCACUCAACUGGAAACAGCCCAACUAUCCCGUGCUCUUGUGCAACGACCUCGGCAUCGAGCAGGCAAUGUCUGAAGAGGCAGAAUGGCCAGUGUACAGCAGUGGCCGUACCACAACAUCUGUCAAGGAGGCAGUGAGAAUCGCACAGAGCAACAACUUCAUGGGACUGAUGUGCAGCUCGAGAUUACUGGAGCUGGUACCGGCAUUGAUCGAGUCUGUCAAGACGGCAGGAUUGGUGCUGAUCGCAGACGUGACCAACUCAACAACGCAGGAGCAAGUUGCAAGAGCAUCCUUCGACGCACUGCCGGACGAGGUGGACGGAUACCUCGACAACAAUGCAGUGCUUCGAUUCCACGAAAGCAUCGACAUGUAAAGACAAGCUAUAGAUAUGGGCGGAAGGUUAUCACAGGGAGCAUGGAAGAUGAUUGAUGAUGGAUAAUCAGGUUCUGCAAGAAGCAUAGAAAAAUCAAGCACCUUUGUAAUUGUACUUGAGGCGUUCCAGACUCGCGACGUCGAGUGGGACCAGUUGAGAGCGAGCGUACAUUGUGACGAGGAAAAUGGCUGGGGAAGCAUAGUCAGCACACGAUCAAAAGGAGUGACGAAUAG